UAUGGAGUAUGGACAUGUAAAAUAAAAUGGACAAAGAAGUUGUUUAUUUUAGUAAUAUAAUUAUUAUUACAAAAAUUGAUUGCACGGGAAAAGGGCUGUAAAACUUAAAAUUUUAAAUAAAAAAAGAAACACAUAAAUUGAUUGUGAGAUUAAUUAUUAUAUCACAACUACUUAUAAACGUACCGUAACUCGUAAGAUAAAAAGGAAAUACAAAAAUGAUACAGCCAGAUUUUCCCUCGGCAAUGGGUCUUUUAGCCCAUCUCAACUCGGAUGAACUAAAAGAAAUGCUGAACGACGACGCUAAGUUUGAUUUAGUUCUUAAAGACGUUAAACAAGUGAAAGAUUGGGAAACUGAAAAAGAAAUGAUCAUUGCUAGCAAUAGAUCACUAGCUGAAUACAAUUUGAGUAAAGAACCUGAACUGGAAAAGAUAAAAAGUGAAAUUCAACAAGAAUCAGAAGUAGGUGAAAGUCUAUGCAGCCACAUUCAAGAACUGCUCAAUGAAUAUAAAACAAAGUCUGCUGGGAUAUCUCCUGAUACUACACUGGCAUUACUACAAACAGCUUCAGCAGAAACUGAAGAGCAAUCAGAGAAUAUAGCACAGGACUUUCUCUCAGGCAAAAUUGAUGUAGAUAAAUUCCUGGAAGAGUUUGAACCAAUACGAAAGAUAAUGCACUUACGAAAAUUCAAAGCAGAGAAGAUGAGUGAUUUAUUAAGAAGUGGAGGACAGAAUAUGUAUGGGAAUGGAUUCUCAAAACCAUAUCUACCCUAUCCCAGUUACAAUGCUCCACAAAAUGUACCUUAUCCAGUAGGCCCAUUAAAUAUGCCUAUGCCUGGCAUGUAUGGAAACCACUUCUAAAUGUUAUACUUAUAGAUUAUUUAUUGGUGUCACAAUGAGGAUGUCAGUUCCAUUAGGCCAUUAUCAUAAUUUAAUGUGAUAUCAUGAUAUGAUGCCAUAUUUUAUUCCUUUUACUAAGAAAUAGUUCAGUUUGGGAGUGUUGUCAAUGGUUGGACAUUGUUUCAUUAAGAAUUUUCAUUAGUAGAUCAUAAAAAUAAAAAUCCACUUACCAAUGGUGCUUCAAAAAUAUAGAAAAACAAUCACAGUGUUUAAUUUUUAAAAAAAUUGAUUGAAUAGUAGACAUUAGUUACAUCUUACAUUAUUUGACUUAUUUUGGAGUUGUUAUACAAUUAAUAUAGUAUAAGGUACUUUUACAUCUUAAUUUUCAAAAUGCACUAUUGUAUUUAUCUUAUAGUUUUUAACUUUUAUUUUAUUCAGUUACAAAUUAAACCAUAAUAUGUUAACAUUUUAUUAAAAUAAAUAUAAUUUUUCUACA
Messenger RNA from Leptidea sinapis, 1332 nucleotides. RefSeq names its product vacuolar protein sorting-associated protein 37B (gene Vps37B). The transcript has 3 exons. Gene Ontology annotation, biological process: protein targeting to membrane; protein targeting to vacuole; ubiquitin-dependent protein catabolic process via the multivesicular body sorting pathway. Gene Ontology annotation, cellular component: ESCRT I complex. The coding region runs from base 216 to 857 and encodes 213 amino acids. The record is from RefSeq and is a predicted model, not a curated record. Lineage: Eukaryota; Metazoa; Arthropoda; Insecta; Lepidoptera; Pieridae.